This is a messenger RNA of Aedes aegypti (yellow fever mosquito), 953 nucleotides long. RefSeq names its product pupal cuticle protein 20. Bases 142 to 831 code for a protein of 229 amino acids. The transcript is spliced from 3 exons. The record is from RefSeq and is a predicted model, not a curated record. Lineage: Eukaryota; Metazoa; Arthropoda; Insecta; Diptera; Culicidae. Gene Ontology annotation, molecular function: structural constituent of chitin-based larval cuticle. Gene Ontology annotation, cellular component: chitin-based extracellular matrix.
GGAAUCUACUAGCGAUUCUACCCCAUUUUAGAAGCGUAUAUAAACUAGAGCACUUUUCCAGAUCAUCACAUCAUUUCACUUGCCUCGAUCAAGAGUAGAACAUCGUUUUCAGUGUUCAGCGUCGUUUUCAGAAGAACCAUCAUGAAGUGCCUAAUUGUGCUCUCGAUUAUGACCGUGGGCUGUGCCCUUGCCCAGAACGUCAACGAUGGUCGCUACUACCCAGAGGUGUAUGCUUCCAAGUUCGAUGACGGAAAGUGGCGCCCAGAUAACAACGGACAAUAUCGUGGAACUCCAGACAAGUUUGGUGCUGGAUCGGGUUCUGGUAGCCGUUUUGGUGGUGCUUCAAGUGUUCCUUCUGUCAAUACCUUCGUUGCUCCAGUAGCCCCUGCUCCUGCUCCAGUUGUUGUUGCUAAUCCUGGUGCUGGUCUCGGAUUUGGAGCUGGAUUCGGCUCUGGAGCUGGAUUCGGAUCUGGUUUCGGAUCGGCUGGCGCCAAGAAGAGCAGCUUCGGCAGCGGUUCAAGCAAUGGUCAAAACGUUGGAGUCAAGGAAGAUACCCGUGAACUGAAUGAAGAUGGUUCCUACUUCUACAAGGUCCUGAGCGACAACGACAUCGAAUUCUCUGAAACUGGACGCGUUGAGAACCUUGGAGCCGAUGCCUCGGCCAUGCGUGUUAAGGGAUACUACGAAUUCGUUGGCGAUGAUGGUGUCCGUUAUCGCGUUGACUACAUCGCCGACGAGAAUGGCUUCCAGCCCACUGGUGAUCAUCUGCCAACCCCACCACCAAUCCCAGAGGAAAUCUACGAAUCUCUGAAAGCCCAAGGACUCAUCUAAGUGAAAACCUAAGAACGACAAUAUACGGUGUUCAAUAGAGUGUAAAUUGUGACCUGAUUGAGGAGUGAAGAAUGUAAAAAUUUGAGUGUAUAAAAAUACAAUAAUUAUAUCAUACAACUGUA